This is a messenger RNA of Toxotes jaculatrix (banded archerfish), 7735 nucleotides long. Its product is annotated as mucin-17-like. The coding region runs from base 187 to 6165 and encodes 1992 amino acids. The transcript is spliced from 3 exons. The record is from RefSeq and is a predicted model, not a curated record. Lineage: Eukaryota; Metazoa; Chordata; Actinopteri; Toxotidae.
CACGGGCACUGUGGCUCGCUCCCUAAGGCUCUAGUUCACUCCAGGAUGAGACGGCCCUGUGGCACUCUGAGCCGGGAUUAACAAGCAGAGAGCAGUUUGUCCCGACAGCCGCUCGCCGAAGUCGUUUGCUUUGCAGCCCGUCCAGCAAAAAACAAGCAACACCUGCUUCUAUUCCAGGAGUGUGAAAUGCUGAUGGAAGUCAGCUACAGUAACGGGCUGGAGCCUGACCUUUCCCAGCAGUAUCCUCCGCCCUUGCUGCCAAAACCAGGCAAAGACAACGCAAGGCUUCAGAAACUCAAGAAGAAGAGAGCCAAGAAAAAAGGCAGUCUCUCUCAGACGCCUGUCCCCUUUCGCUCCUGUUUGUCGCCUGUCAAUGAAGCGAGCACAGACCUCGAGCACAGUGACCAGUCCAGCCCACCAAGGACACCAGAUUCAGCAUAUGUUGCAGACUCCUCAGUGUCCAGUUUCCCCUUUGGCUCCCUUCAUGAUCACUCUGCAUCUGCAUUCCCUCAUCCUCAGAACAGCCCCUGUGGCCAAACUGUCAGCUUCCCCCCUAAGUCCUACAGAGCUCAGACUUCUGAAGAGCAGGUUGCUCCACUGUAUGAGUGCUCCUCUUUUUUAUUCGAUGAAGCGGCUCCCUUCACAAUGCCACCUUUGUCACCACCCCGAUCACCACCUGAGCAGGUCCCAGCACCGCCACCUCCUUCUGCUUUCAAUUUAAACCUGACACCAAAUUCCCAUGGGUCAGUCACAACAGUCCCUCCCGUUGCUCCUGUACUGCAGUCUAGCCCUAAAAUAUCAACUCACAGCUUGACCCUAUCCCCAGCCGCCCCCAACUGUGGUCCAGGCUCAGCACCUUCUCAAGUUGCAGACCUACCUCCCGUUCCAGUGCUGCUAUCACUUUCAAACACCCAGACACAACCUUUUAUUCUCAGCCAGAGGGAGACAAACGCCAUUUCAAAGGACAGCCCCCAGAGCCAGAUGUCAUCUUGGACUGCAAGACCUACCAGUAAUGGCAACUUUGUCCCGAGCCAGAUGUCCCCUGAGAUAACUGCCUCAAAAAUAUCACUUGUUGAAGCAGUGAAAGAAUCAAAAUCUGACGCCCCACAAACCAGGAUUUAUACAUCAAAGGCAACAUUUUAUGAGAUUUCUAAACCCCCUUCAAUCCAGGACCUCACAGUAAUAAACCCAGCAUACCAGGGAGCAUCACUGUCUGAAGUACACAGGAACAAAACAGCUGUGUCAGUGGAGAAAACUGAUCAGACACUGUCUGUGUCCAGGACUCAGAGAGGAAGACCUAAGACCCCCUCUUGCACACCGACUCAAAUGUCCACACCUAUUUUUGAAAUAUCCAAACCUAACCCACUUUUAUUUGCUGCAAGUCCUGCUUUCAACUGCUCUCAAGAUUUACAGGCUCCCGCUAUUAUCAACGAGACUCCACGACACAAAUCAGCAAUUCAAACUGGUAUAAGUAAACCUCCUGCUGCCACAGAAGAACUGAAUCGAACUGAUGUUAAUCACAUAACUUCCACCAAACAAAACAGCAAUUACAAAGAGAUAGAGAUUCAACAUACUCGAAGGAGUACGAUAAAUUUAAGCCUUGCCAAUACUGAGCUGUACCACAGAGAGAAUUUAGCAUCAAGUAUCAGUGCACCUGAAUCCCCUGUGGUCAAACCAACACUGAUAGAAAAAACUCCAACACUAAAAACACAGCAAAUUGCAGAAAGUGAAGCUUCAUCUUUGCCAAAGGUUCCAUCAUUUCUCUCUGUGCCAAAGACUUCAAAUCUCAACCCUACACCAAUGAUUUCAAUGCAAGCACCGACAAGUCCAAGCCCCCUGUCAUCCCCUAAUCGUCCUCCUGUGUUUGAGGCACGCAAGUCCUUGACGUCGCUGUUGGAGACUCAAAUGUCAUUGGCAUCCUCGAAGCCCAAAUCACGAUCAACGUAUUAUGGGCUUACUCCGGCUGAGUAUGUUGCCUAUGGUGGGAUUAGGACUAUUGUAUCACAUCACAGUCCUGUACCCUACAGGGUUAACGAAGCCUCUUUGAACACAGCGCUGUCAGACGUAACUGUAAAUGGAUCACACAUCUCCAAUGCAACAAAACAACUCAAUGGACAUCAAGAUCUUCCCUCUUCGGUGGGGGUUUUUGCUGCUCACAGUUUACAACCCUUGUCAUCUCCAAAGAAUUCAGAGCAUCCAGUUGAAUGGAUGGUCACGCGUGGUAAAGAUGUGUUUGAGGAAAGUCGGUCUGAAGCUCACAGUAUUGGAAUACAAUCACUUAAAACAUCUAGCAUGGACACAAAAAAACCUGAGUUUCCUCUUGGCUUGGCACAGAAAACAAUGCAACAAUCCACAAGUGACGUUUCCACACCAAAAGCCUCAUACUCUGAGGCUCCAAUACCAAUACCUAAAGCAGGUGAGGUACACACACAAAGUGCGGCACUAUUUUCUAUAGAGGCAGCACUGAAUACAACUCCAUGCCUGACUGAUAGCAGUGGUCUGUUGAGUUCUUCCUCCACCUUAGUGAAAGUUGAAUCAAAUGCAGAAACACAGCAUAGUGCAAAAGGGAUAGAUGCCAUAGAGAAUAAUGACAAUCUUGAGAAAACACCUGCAAAAGGAGAAUCCAAGGUCACAGAUACCAAACAACAGUCAGGACUAAUAGAAAUAGUGCCGGUCCAAUCUUACCAAACAGCUGGUGGAGUCAGUCCAUCAACAGCCAAUGGAAUCAGUGCUCAACUCACUGCCAAGCCUGACUGUAAAAUACUGGCUACCAAUAUGGUUUCAGAAACACCACUGCCCAGCAAAGUAGCUACUGAAACGGCCUUCCUGUCUAAACAAAGGGAGGAGGUUAAGCAGCAAAUCAAAGCAACAAGUGAGGUUAUUCCUCCCAAUAAGACAAGCAUAGGGAACAUUUUGCCUUCUGUGGCUGCUAAUAUAGAACGUAUCCUUGACAAAGCAAGUACAGAGCCCCAAUUCUCAAACCUGUUUUCAAAUGAACCAGUUGCCACAGGAUCCAUGUUGCCACAUGAGCCAGUCACAGCCUCUGUAUGUUCUGCACAGUCCAGUAUCUGCACAGUAUCUGCAGCUGAGCAAAGCACCAAAUUCAUUAAGCAGCUCAGUGCAGAAACUCAAAUUUACAGUCAUAGUCAAACAGCAGAAAAUAAAAUGCAGCUUCCCCGACCAGGUCUCGGUUUGAAAUCGUCUCAAGCACCAACUGUGCUAAGCCCAUCUGCUGUAAAUACAACACUACUGGGUAAACCUACCAGCGAGGCAAAACUCCCAGGCCUAUUUAAUGGUGCAAACAAAUCACCCAAUGUUUCAGACGUUAAAUUCCCUUUAGAGACAGAACUAUUAAAUGUGUCAACAAAAGAGCCCCAAAAGCCAAACAAAAUUAAUGAGAAUGUACUCGUAAACACACAGAGUAACAUAGGGUUGAGUGGCCAAGAUAGAACUGUCCAAGGAGCAAACGUCUACACAAACUCAAGCAGAACUACAGUAGCGAUUACACAGGCCUCUGAAACCACUCUUAAUAUCCCUGCUAAAGAUGCACUACCAUCUAGUCAAGUAAAUAUAGAAGCCAAACCUCCAACUCAUAUUAAUAGUAACACUGUUAAAGUCAGCAGCGCAACAGUAGACACAGAAUGGUAUCUACAACUCACCAGUGGAAGAGCAGGUGUAAUGACCGGGAAAAUGCAAACAGAGCAUUCUACCACUAUACCUAUUAGAACAGAAAACAUUCAAACAAAACCAGCUCCUAAUCUUUCAAAAGGAAAUGUAGAACAGCCCACACCUAGCAGUGAAACCAAACUGUCCAACAAAUCAUGUGCAGGAUUUGUAACUGUCAGCAAGUUUUCCACAGACAAGGUCUCACCUGGACAACCAGGAGGUGUAGAGGCUGGUCAACAUAGCACACCUGCUACAGAAAUGGCACAGUCAUACAAAUCCUGUCUGGGCAGCAAUGUUCCUUCUACUGAAACUAGAGUCACCAACAAGCUUCAUACAGAAGCUAUUCUGCCAAUGAUGACAGAUCCAGCUGUGAGUAGUAAACCAACAUUUAAUAGUGUGCAGGUCAGUAAAUCAACUGUGCCAUUGAGCCCAACCAUGAGGCAUGUCCCACCAAAAAGCCCUCAGCUGAGAUCAGAGAAGCCUGCAAAAUCUGUCUCUGGACCUGUUGCCCAAACAGGAGUCUACACAAACUCAAAAGCAGACAGUAAACAGUUUGCCAGCCUUCUUGCUGAGCAAAGAUCAUCUGAGACAUCUGUGCCUCAAAUUACUACUAAAACUGCUGUAAAAGAACAAUCCCCUUACAUCCAGCCAAUUAUUGACAAUAAAUCUUUAGCAAGUCCCACUACAAAAACUAAACACUCUAUAAUGGCCAGUACUGAGGCAACAACUUCCCUUUCCACCGGUUAUAUCACAGCUGACAAAUCUAAUAUCAGUGGAGAACAGCAAACUAUUAUAACACCAGGUCAUAUCAUGCUAUCAGAAGACAAUGUUCAAGCCUCUGCAAAUUUAGUAAGCUCUCAGACUGGAAUGAAACAGUUUUGGCAACCUGUCAUUGAAGCAAAGAAAUCUAUAGAAACUCAUGCUCAUGCUGUACACACUCAAGCCCUCUCACACCCUGCUUUAAGUAACUACUCUGCUACAAACAUUCAGCCCCUUAGGGAAGUGAACAGAGAUUUUAAAUCCCCACUUAGCCCUCCUACCGUAUGUAAACCUUGGACUGCAACAAGAGCUUCCCCUCUACCCGAGAAAAGAGUAUAUAGUACACCUAUACAGACCUAUACUCCAACCUUACCCCAGUGCUCUCAAACUCCUGUCUUUUUAAACCACACAACAGAAACGACACCCCAGAUAAACCCUCCCACUGCACCUCUUCAAAAUAAUACACCGACUAGCACGAUUCAGCCUUCUGCUAAGUCGUUUAACAAGAACAUCUCAAAACCAGAAAUAAAAUCACCCCCAACUAAGGACACUUCACUCCCUGAGGUAAAAGUACAUUCCCAAAAGCAACAACUAAAAGCAAACAUAGAAUCAAACUCCAGUAAAGAAGGAAAACUCUUCCCACUGAUAACUGAAGCUAGUGCUCCCAUCCAUUCUACUGAUAAAACCAGUGAACCUACUUUUAAAUCAAAACCUCCCACUAAGCAGGUAGAGUCAAGACCCUCCUCUGCCACUGUAGAAACGAAAUCAUCAGUUGUAAAAAACGAUUCUUCUAAGUCUUCCCCCAAUCUGGUCCAGAUUAGGUCUGGACCAGAUUUAGAGCUACCAGUACUGAACAUUUCCCCUGCAAAGCCAGCAACAGAUACUGUCAUGAACCCGUCCAUAGUUAAAGCCGCUAUGAUUGACUCUGCCACUCCUGCCUCUCUGCCUCAGGCCUCAGUCUCAGUCAAAGCUCCAUCCCCAAACAGAGGAACGUCACCGCCAUCUCAGCAAAAAGCUGGACUCAAAGACAAGGAUGUUCUGAAGACCAAAACUACGCCUGCACCGACAGAAACCCUGGCAGCCGAACCCUCCACGAAGUCAGCGACAUCAACUGCAUCUUCAACUGCUGAAAAGAAGGUUGUUACAACAGAGACAACCCCUUCAUCCGCUGAGCUGAAGGCAGCCCAGAAGCCGAAAGGCCUUAAGGGUAAGCUCAGCGGAUGGACACGGCUCAAGAAACACAUGGUUGUCGAUCCGGAGGAACCUAAGUUUCCAGAGCCAGAGGCCAAAUGUGAGGUUGAUGCCAGUGGCAGCAACGAGAAAACAGAUCAAGAUGGUGGUGAUAAGUUGUCAGCAGACCAAUGUGAAAACAAGGAUGUGGUUAGGAACAAAGAAGGUCCCAGGGCGUUAAAGAUGUGGGAUGCCCUCCUCUUUCAGAUGUUCUCCACCAAAGAGCGAAUAAUGCAACAAAUCAACACGACCAAGAAAGAUUCAGACAAGAAAAAGGCCUCUAAAGACAAUCAGGCAGAAGUUCCCUCUUUUGUCAACCGCCUGCCGAUUUUACUCUAUAGCCCCCGAUUUGAUGCCAGGAAGCUUAAAGAGGCAGUGGAGAAGCCACUCACUAAAAUAUCAGCUGUGUUUGAAAGGGGGCUGAUAAAACGCAAAUCUCAGGAGGACGAACGCAAAGACUUCAACAGAACAGCCAGAGGAUUCAAUUCAUUGAAAACCACAGAUAUGUAACUUGAACUGAUACAAAAGUAUACUUGGGUUUGAUAAAUUAUUUCUCUGUUGGGUAACUCAUGAUGAGAUAGAAAGAUGCAGUGGUCUCAGCGCGGUGAGGGAGCCUCAUAGAAAAGGUCAUUUGUGCAUUUCUGCAAUAGAAUAGCUGAAGUUAAUUUUAUAAAAUGGGGUUGCAGUGAGGAGGCAGAUUAUUCUUGAGGGGAAAAUAGAUUAGAAUUGUUAUUGUUUACUGCUUAAUUAAAAUCUACUUGAUCCAUUGGUCUUUAAAUUUAAACUUGGAAAGCAAAGAAAUUUCACAAAAAAAUUCAUCCCUAUGUAAAAUAAAUCCAUGCACCAUAUUUGAUAUUCUCAUCAGUUGUGGUUAUUGAGUAUAUAUAAGUGUAAAAAUACCUGUGUUAGCUUUCAGAGCUCAGAGUUGUUACUACAGCUGUAAUACAGGGGUGGCAUCUUUGCACUUUUAAUUAAAUCAAAUAAGGAUGAAAAGACCCUAACCCUAAGGCAAUGAAAGCAAGGAACACUCAGCAUCUCUACUCUGUUAGUCUUCUUUUUUCAUUUGAUGGUGUCCUAAAUAGGCUGUAGUGUUGAAUGCAUGAACUGUAGAUACUUUGAUAGAUAAAAGAUUGUUUUAUUUUGUCAUGCUCCACCUUUUUCUAUUUUUCUAAACAAAGUGAGGCUUUUAGUGAACACCGCUGGUAGGCAGUUUUUAAUCUCUGUAAUAAAUAGGGCUUUUACAUUCCUGGAACAACAGGGCAGAUGGAAAACAGAUGAGUGAAGGGUAAAGGUCUAGUCAGAACAGAUUCAGGUUUCUGCAAGUCAGGGAUGGGUGGAGGUGUGAUGGGAAAUGUCCGGGCUUUCGAUCAGGGCAGGAAACUACAACCACGCAGGCUGGUACAAUUUGGGUCUGGGCAACAUGGUUUCUCAAGCUGAGAAACCUUUUUUUUUUCCCUGACAUCGUCAACAAGUUAUUAAUCUGAGGUGUGAGGAUGUUUUCCCAAAUUCCGUAAACAUGGGGAUUAAUUGUUUUCAUCCAACAAUGAUGAUAUGAUAAAAUUUCCAGCCCGUGUAACAGAUAAACGUAGGGACCAGCUUUGUUCUGUUGGUGGUUAGUAUUCUCCUGCUUUGUGAUGCAUUGUCCAGGCCAUGAACAGUAUCACUGAGUUAGGAGUGUGAUUAAGACGUAGAAGUGAAAACCAGUGAAUGACGAUGAUUAUGGUGAAGAGGCUUGCUGUAGGAGAACAGACUGAAGGAAAUCAAGUGACAGUUGGAGAAAGAGGGCAGAUAUUAUAUGUGGUAUGAUAUUUUACGGCUUUGGAGGACUUUGCUGCUGCUGCUGCUGCUGUAGCAGUUGUAAGUAUGUUGUAGAAGUUAUUUUGAUCCAUUUUGUCUCUAUAUUGGAUUUUAAAAAUUGUUGUUUUCCACAAUCUGACCAUCAUGAUGUGGAAUUUUGUUUAGGUGAGGGGGACUUUACCCCUAUAAGCUAACCACGGCCCUAUUUAUUACACUGAUGCUUAAACUAUGUUUUGUUUACUGUGUGAUUCUCAAAAAUGCAUAAAGCUGAAUGUGAAAUUCU